This is a messenger RNA of Hyaena hyaena (striped hyena), 1569 nucleotides long. RefSeq lists its product as uncharacterized. Gene Ontology annotation, biological process: G protein-coupled receptor signaling pathway. Lineage: Eukaryota; Metazoa; Chordata; Mammalia; Carnivora; Hyaenidae. Gene Ontology annotation, molecular function: G protein-coupled receptor activity. The record is from RefSeq and is a predicted model, not a curated record. Gene Ontology annotation, cellular component: plasma membrane.
AUGAACUCCGUCCAAGGCAGCUGCAGUCACAGGGUUAUGAGCUGCGGGCGUUCUCUGCCCUGGUCCGCGCGCGCGUGUAGCUCCUCGAAGUGGAGCGUGAGCCCCGCCCCCUCCGCUGGCUGCUGCCUGGUCACUCCCACAAUGCUCCGCAAUGGGCACAGCAUGCAGUUGCAGCUGUGCGCAGAGGCGGCCUUCCCUCCGAAAUGGAAGUUAGUGAGAGUUAAUAAAUAUGUAUUGAUCAUGUGUCCUGGGAACAGCGGGGAUCGAGCAGAGAAUGAGACCAACAAAGACCCCAGAGAGGGGGUCAGGGCAGAUGUCUUUAAGACAAACCCACCAGCAGGGCCUGGUCAGGUGGAGAUAGAAACUGGUGGACAAAUGUCUCCUUUUUUCCUGGCCCUGGGAGGUCCAUCUUGGGAUGCAAUUGAUUCAGCUGCAGUCACAGCGGGGUUUAAGUGUUCAACAUAUGAAUUUGUAGGGGACACAAUUGAGACCAUAGCAGAAGGGGAAGUACAAAGAGGAGCAGCUGUUCUCCCAGAAGGACCCUCCCGGGAGAUGGAGACACUGGAUACUAAUGCCUCAGUGGAACAGAGAUUCUGCAAGUUCUCAGAAGACUACAAGCAAAUCUACCUCUCCCUGACCUACAGUAUCAUCCUCAUGCUAGGGCUGCCCCUGAAUGUCACGGUCUUGUGGCUCUCCUGGAGCCAAACCAAGCGCUGGAGCUGUGCCACCAUCUAUCUGGUGAACCUGAUGGUAGCUGACCUACUUUACGUGCUGACGCUGCCCUUCCUCAUCAUCACCUACUCCCUGGGUGACAGGUGGCUCUUUGGAGAGCUGCUGUGCAGGCUGGUGCGCUUCCUGUUCUAUACCAACAUCUACGGCACCAUCCUGCUACUGACCUGCAUAUCUGUGCACCGCUUCCUGGGUGUGUGCCAUCCCCUGCGUUCACUGCCCUUCCGGACCCGCCGGCAUGCCCUCCUGGGCACCGCCACCACCUGGGCCCUGGUGGUCCUCCAGCUACUGCCCACAUUAUUCUUCUCCCAAACAGACUACAUCAAUGGCCAGACGGUCUGCUAUGACACGACAAGCCCUGAAAAAUUUGACCAGUUUUUCGCCUACGGCAUGGUUCUAACACUGUCCGGCUUCCUUUCCUUCUUUGGUUAUUUUGGUGUGCUACUCGCUGAUGGUGAAGAGCCUGGUCAAGCCAGGAGAGACCCUCCUGAGGACAGGCAACGCAGCGCGGACCAAGUCCAUCCGGACCAUCUUGCUGGUGUGCGGCCUCUUCACUGUCUGCUUUGUGCCCUUCCACAUUACACGCUCCCUCUACCUCACACUCCGCUUCCUGUCUUCAGAGGACUGCCAGCUCUUGAUGGUGGCCAGCUUGGCCUAUAAGAUAUGGAGGCCACUGGUGAGCAUGAGCAGCUGCCUCAACCCAAUCCUGUACUUUCUAUCAGUGGCAACAACAGAGUCAAGCUCUUCCAGAAACUCAGACAUAACAAGGUGGGUGAGCAUCCAGCUAGAGCCAAGGGCGAGAGACCCAAGGGUGGGCAGAUCUGGGUACUGACAAGAUGA